Messenger RNA from Durio zibethinus, 1589 nucleotides. NCBI's taxonomy places the organism in Eukaryota, Viridiplantae, Streptophyta, Magnoliopsida, Malvales, Malvaceae. The record is from RefSeq and is a predicted model, not a curated record.
UUCAUACUUUUCCUCUCUGUGCUUUAAUAGAUAUGCCAUUUGCAGAACUCAGUCAAUUGAUCAGUGAUGCACAAUAUGCAAACUAAACUUACCCCAAAGAUUAACAUCUAAAAAUCUUGAAUUUUUCUUUGAUGAUUAGACUAUAUCUACCCUGUGAAGUAAUGACUUUAUCUUCACCUACCUCCUAGUACUAAUCAACCUUUCCGACCAUGAAUUUUUCCCAAAUUCAGUUGACUAAGCUAACAAUUUCUUUUUUAGGAAGAAGUUGCAGGGACAGUAGCUAACUUGAUUUGAGUUCAAAGGUUUAACAGUCAACAGUCGGUUAGUCACCCAAAAAAACUAAUGUAUCUGUAAUAUGUUUAUGUCAUCCCACAUAAUGUCAUUGCUUACACCUUUGAUUAAUCCAAUAUAGUAUCCGUACUACUCAUGAACAGUGCGUUGGCUGCUGCUUGGCUUUUUCCUCCAUUAACACCUCCACUUGAACAAUGUAAAAUUUUCUCAUUAUUUUGAUAAUGUAAGAAGAUUGUUGAUACAUUGAAUGGCUGCUUAAUAUUGAUGUUUGUGAUUAAUUAAUUAUAGUUUAACCAAUAAUUUAUUCAAGUUCAGACUUUGAUGCUGUGAUACGCUAACACUCAGGAUUAUUAUAAUAUGAUGUUCGGUAAAUUCUCCACCUAUAUAUCCGUCCCCUCCAGUGCAAAUAAUCCUCAAGCAGAUCUUCUGUCAUUUCGGAAGAUGGCGAUGUCAGGUAUUGAAGGAGACAAAUAUCGUUCUUAUUUGCAGGGAGAAGGAGAGCAGAAUACCAAAUGGAGAUAUGGGUCUCCUCCAAAUUAUGCUGUUGUGAACAAGCUCUUCGAAGAUGAAAGAACCAAGGUAUGGCCUCCUGGAUCACUAGAAGAAAAGGUGCAGAACCUUGUAAAGACAUGGGAAAUGGAGCUUUUCCACAAGUCAUCCCUCGAUGAUUUCAAAUCAAUGGAUGUAAAGAAAUUUGUAUUUGGCUUAAAUGGUCGGAAACCUUUAAACAUGAUGGACAUAAAGAAGCUUGGAGGAGGCUAUAACCCACACUUGCAAACUUCCCUUCCUGAGGAAUUCAGGUGUUACGAUCCUGAUAGGGAAACAGCAGAAUCAUCUCACAGGGCGUUCAUAACAACGUUUCCAAGAGGCUUUGCCUUGGAGGUUCUUAAGGUUUAUACAGGACCUCCAGAGAUUGUCUACAAGUUCAGGCACUGGGGUUACAAUGAAGGUCCUUUCAAGGGGCACGCCCCUACAGGAGAAUUGAUAGAGUUAUAUGGAAUUGCCAUCUUUGAGGUGGAUGAAGAGAUGAAAAUUGUGAAAGUGGAGUUCUUUUACGAUCGUGGAGAACUGCUUGGAGGUCUCGUGAAAGGUGCCACCAUGGAUAGUUCUGGAUUGGAGGCAGCUUCAAGCUGUCCUAUACUUAGGAACACAGGCUAGAAUCUUUUGCAGAAUUCUACAACUUUAAUAAAUACCCUUUUGGGGUUGCUCUUUGUCCGUUAGAAUAAAAUACUAUCAGCAAAUUGCAGGUUUAGUUUUGUGCAACAUUUCUUCUUUCAACCUCCUCAGGUUCCAAUAUU